UCAAAAGUGAAAAAAAUGAGGUAGAAUUUCUGAAGCGAUUGAAAGACAAACACACUUCGAUAUUAAAAAUACCGCAUUUGCUAUAAUUCGUGUUUGUUAAAAAUGUUUUAUUCUGACAUGUUUAUAAUUGCGUUUAUUUGUUGUUGAGAACAUUUGUGUUAAAAUUGUUUGUGUAAGGAAUUCGUAAGAGCCUGCAUAUAGUGAAUAGCAGCAGAGUUACGCUAAACCAACAAUCAUCUGUGCGUCGGCUUAUGCGUGUGACUACCACUAGUGUGUGUGCAGAAGCAUUGAUAUUUCCAGUGCCGGUGCAAUGCGUAAGACGCGAUCGCAAACUCAGGCGGAGGCCGCAAUGGUGAAUGCGGGACGUACGGCUAGUAACACGCCCUCCACAGUUUCAUCGAGCGAAAAUGUCAGUCAGCAAAACAUUGGUACAAGUGGACGCGGAGCCACUGUCCAGGUUGCGGCCGUGAUUGCACAGAAACGCAUUGCAACACAACCGGAACAUUUUAAAAUCAAGGAAUGUGAGGAAAUGGUAAAUUUGUUACGUGUAGUAGAGUUGCAGCAGAUACUAUCAUUUUUGAACAUUUCUUUCGCUGGGCGUAAAGUCGAUUUGCAACGUCGCAUCAUUAACCUUCUUCAUACAAACUACGAACUAUUGUCUCAUAAAAUACGCGAAGUUUAUACACAAUCAAUUGCGGAACAACAAGCCCAACAGUACGGACCAACUGAUCCCAAAAGAAUGUAUUCACAUAUGCAAAUGCCGCCGGUGCAACCGAACCCUGCAGCUGGUUUACCUAAUGCUGGCCAGCCUACAGCUGUGGGUGCACCGCCUAUUACAGGUGUUCCACCGACUGGACCCGGUGUUGCAAAUAAUAUGGUACCCUUUAUGAAUCCCAUACCCACACAUAUACCCAUACAUCCCGAUGUACGUCUAAAGAAGCUUGCUUUUUAUGACGUACUGGCUGUAUUGAUUAAACCCUCGUCACUUGUGCCACGCAAUACCCAGCGUAUACAAGAGGUCCCCUUCUACUUUACAUUGACGCCGCAACAAGCCACAGAAAUUGCAUCAAAUCGUGACAUACGGAAUAGUAAUAAAAUUGAGCACGCUAUUCAGGUUCAACUACGCUUUUGUCUAUUGGAAACAUCAUGCGAACAAGAGGAUUGCUUCCCUCCUAGUGUCAGUGUAAAAGUCAACAAUAAGUUGUGCCAACUGCCGAAUGUCAUUCCAACAAAUAGACCGAACGUGGAACCAAAACGACCACCGCGCCCCGUUAAUGUUACAGCUAACGUAAAGCUUUCGCCUACGGUAACCAAUUCAAUUACUGUACAGUGGUGUCCAGAUUAUACUCGUGGUUACUGUAUUGCUGUGUAUUUGGUGAAGAAGCUGACAUCUGCGCAAUUAUUGCACCGUAUGAAAACAAAGGGCGUCAAACCCGCUGACUACACACGCGGUUUAAUCAAAGAAAAACUCACUGAGGACGCAGAUUGUGAAAUCGCCACCACAAUGCUUAAAGUAUCACUUAAUUGUCCAUUAGGCAAAAUGAAAAUGUCCAUACCAUGCCGCGCAUCAACUUGUUCACAUUUACAAUGUUUUGAUGCUAGUCUUUACCUGCAGAUGAACGAACGCAAGCCUACAUGGAAUUGUCCAGUGUGCGAUAAGCCAGCCAUUUAUGAUAAUCUGGUCAUUGAUGGUUACUUCCAGGAGGUCCUCGCCUCAUCUCUAUUGAAGCCUGAUGACACUGAGAUACAAUUGCACAAAGAUGGCUCAUGGAGCACACAUAGUUUACGUAAUGAGGCUCAAAUAAUUGAUACACCAACAAAGCCUGUAGAAAAGGUGGAGGUCAUUUCAGAUGAUAUUGAAGUCAUAACCACAGAAGAUGUGAAGAUGGUCAAAUCAGCCGCACCGCCUGCCAUAGCUAAUGAUCAACCAACAUCAACGACAAACAGUGAAACGGUUGAUUUGACGCUCAGCGAUUCUGACGAUGAUAUGCCUUUGGCUAAACGGCGUCCUGCCAUCAAACAAAGUUCCGCUACCAAUGCCACAAAUUCUGCGGUAUCCACAUCAAGCGUUAAUGGAAGCGGUGCUGCAGGCAAUGGUGGCACCAACGCCAAUCAGCGUAACGCAUUUGCACAGCAACGAACUGCACAACAAAAGGAAAUGGUUGAGGAGAAUGAACAAAAUUUUCAAAGUUUGGAACUCGCCGAUUCAUCACCUAGUAUUCAGAGCGUUGAUCAGAGAUCCGAUCUAAGUGGUGAUAGCACACAUCAACAACAACAACAUCCACUGCAGCAACAACAUUUCGCACAUGAUCAACAACAUCAGCAACAACAGUUACAAAACAAUCGCCGUGGUAGUAGCGCAAGUAGCGGCACAAGCGCAUCUUCUAUUACUGUGUCCACCUCAAAUUCAGCUGCCACUUCGUCGCUUGCUACGACAAUUGCAGCCUCUGUAUCGACAGCAUCCGAUACGCUGUUGGCAAUCGAGCCAGACCAAUAAAUUCUGUACGUGUGUUGUGUAAAGUUGUUGUUGUUUGGUAUAUUUUUGCAUGCGUUAGUGUAGAGUUUUGCAGCUACCCAUACAGACUCAUCGUAUAUUUAUAUAUAUAAAGGUUAUAGUAAAAGUGGUAAACCCGCGUAAUUUUUCCCUAUUCCAUACGUAUAAGUAGUACAAAAUACUAGCACCAUAAAUAAACAUACAUACAUAUGAACAAAUUAGGAGAAUCUUGAAUUUUGGCUUUUUGGAAGUUAAGCUUGAUUUCAUUUUUCGUAUUCAUACUGGCGCGAGGCUCACAAAUGAUAACUUUGCAAACAGUACUAUUUCUAAAUUUCGUUUAACAUGCAGGCUUUAAAAAUGAAGUUUUAUAAAAUUAUGCUUUGAGAUUGUUUUUUGGUUGCAAAAGGUUCAAAAGUGAGUGACAACAGUGAAAGAGAAAGCCUUCUCUACUUUUCCUUCGGUAGGAAUAUUCCACUGUGGCUAUGGGAACGAUUGCCUUUUAAUAUUUACGAUACAUGGUAUACGAAUGCAUAAAUCUAUCUUAAAUAUCUUACCUUUUAUGACAUAGAUAUGUGUACACAUUCAAAUCUCCAAUUUAAACUCCAGAAUCAUAUCCAUUCGGAAAAAUAUUUGUUUCAGUCUGGUAGUUUUCAUGUCAUUAAUUUUACUGAUUUCUUAGUUAUGCUCUUUGUAGAAAUAAAAAUAUUUACAUGUGCAAUAAAGAUCCAAUAGACGUCGGUGAUGAAAAAUUGUGGCUUGCAAUCGCCCAAAAAGGAAGACAUCGAAUAUUUUGUGGUAGAAAAUAGUCGUAUAAAAAUUAGUAUGAUUUUGAAACGCCAUAUCUACCACAGAUGUGUCUUAUCGCAUUUGGUUCCAAAAACAUUCAUUCAUAUCUGGAGAUGAAACAUUGGCCGCCAAAGAAACAGCAAUCAAACCGAGCAAGACCGGAUUUAUAACCGGCUUAGGACUGUCACUUUAGCAGUAUUCCCCAAAAAUGUAUGUUUUAUACUGUUAAAAGAACAACAAGGCCGCAAUUGUUAACAAGCCUUGUUACGCAUCGCGUGUGUGAAGCUAUCCACAAAACAGGCCAAAUUUGUGUCAAGACAACUUUUAAUUUUUGUACCAUGGCACGUCCAACACUUUAUUCACUGUUCGUGAUCAUUCCGGCAAAAACGAAAUCUAUACAGUAUAAGACAAACUAUAUUUAUCUAAUUUAGCUCUGUGUGAUUUUUAAAUUAACCAGAAGGAAAACUUGGGUGGGGACACCGUUGCGUGUCCAUAAAAGAGAUUUAACUUGAACCAUAAUCUGAACCCCGUUUUGGGUAUGGAAUCUGCCCAUUUGUCUAUCUCUACAAUGCAAUUCACGCAAAAAUUGAGUUCAAAUUCAACGAAACACGAAAUCUAUGUCACUUUGGGUACCAGUAAGCAAAUAACUACUCCUAUUUUACACGUAACGGUAAUUUUCAAAUGUUAAAAAAUAGAUCACAGCUCUGUUCAAAACUCCUUAUGAAGUUGUUUUAAAUCCUGUUGAUGAUAGCCUUAUUGGAAGGCGACAUUUAAGGUUAUGCUUCUAGGACAUACUUUAUUGCUUACAUAACCACAAAUAUACCUCUAAAAAUAGAUUUGUUCCACAAAUCUGUAAUCACUGUUUAUUUUUUUUAUAUUUAUGACCAAGACUUUGAAUGACAAAAAGUCGUAUUUGGAAAAUACCAUA
Messenger RNA from Anastrepha obliqua, 4208 nucleotides. RefSeq names its product E3 SUMO-protein ligase PIAS3 (gene Su(var)2-10). Gene Ontology annotation, molecular function: SUMO ligase activity; transcription coregulator activity; zinc ion binding. The coding region runs from base 311 to 2497 and encodes 728 amino acids. NCBI's taxonomy places the organism in Eukaryota, Metazoa, Arthropoda, Insecta, Diptera, Tephritidae. Gene Ontology annotation, biological process: protein sumoylation; regulation of transcription by RNA polymerase II. The record is from RefSeq and is a predicted model, not a curated record. The transcript has 9 exons.